AUUCUUCCUUCAGCCAUCACAGCUGUUUGCAGAUCCCGAAAAACGGAAAUGAGUUCUUCAGUGUGUUGAUUUUUUUUUUUUUCUGCACGACGGCUGAUGAAAAGUUUCAUCAGUUGCUUUCUAGAGGUUCACAAUCAGAUUGCCCGCAACCGCCUCUGAUCUUCAACCUUCAGAGUUAAUCAUUGCUUUACAUAAUCACUGUCGGCGAUUAUCACAGGCUGCUUCCACUUAAAAGUGCGACCUCGCAUCGCUGCAGUUCCCUUUGAUUCAGUUCGACCCGUCGAUUUCAACUUUGCUGCAGCGAUCGUCGCCGAGUAGAAGAUGAACCCCAGCAGCGGAACUCGCACCGGGAAGACUUUCCUGUUCACGUCCGAGUCUGUUGGAGAAGGACACUCCGAUAAAAUGUGCGAUCAGAUUAGUGAUGCUGUGCUCGAUGCAUACCUGAGUCAAGACCCUGACUCCAAAGUGGCCUGUGAAUGUGUGGCAAAGACAGGCAUGAUUUUACUAGUUGGGGAAGUAACAUCCAAAGCCACAGUGGACCUCCAGAAAGUGGUACGAAACACCAUUAAGAAGAUUGGCUACGAUGACUCUUCAAAAGGUUUUGACUACAAGACCUGUAAUGUGCUGGUGGCUCUGGAGCCGCAGUGUGAGGAGAUCUCGGACUGCGUGUUUGAAGGCAGGGAUCAGGAGGACAUCGGUGCAGGGGACCAGGGUUUGAUGUUCGGCUAUGCCACAGAUGAGACUGAGGAGUGCAUGCCGUUAACCCUCCUGCUGGCUCAUAAACUCAACUACAGGAUGAAGGAGCUGUCGCGCAAUGGAGAGUGUCCUUGGAUAAGGCCGGACUGCAAAUCGCAGGUCACCGUGGAGUAUCGAGACAACAUGGGAGCCAUGGAGCCCCUGCGUGUCCACACUGUGGUGAUCUCAGUACAGCACAGUCCUGACAUCACCCUGGAGGAGAUCAGAUGCACCCUGAUGGAGAAGAUAGUGAAGGCUAUCAUUCCUGCCAAGUACCUGGAUGAUAACACCAUCUACCAUCUGCUGCCGAGUGGGAAAUUCCUUAUGGGGGGUCCGCAGGGUGAUGCAGGACUCACAGGACGAAAAAUCAUUGUAGACACCUAUGGAGGAUGGGGUGGGCAUGGAGGAGGGGCUUUCUCUGGGAAGGACUAUUCCAAAGUGGAUCGGUCUGGAGCUUAUGCAGCACGAUGGGUAGCUAAGUCGCUUGUCAAAGCUGGACUGUGCAGGAGAGCCCUUGUUCAGAUCUCCUAUGCUAUUGGUGUGAGCCAUCCGCUCUCCAUCUCGGUGUUUCACUACGGUACGUCAAAGAGAGACGAAGACGAGUUGCUGCAGAUUGUCCAGAAGAACUUUGAUCUGAGGCCUGGAGUAAUUGUGAAAGAGCUGGGACUGAAGAGGCCAAUUUACCAAGCCACUGCCUGCUAUGGUCAUUUUGGCAGGAAGGAGUUCCCCUGGGAAAAACCGAAGACUCUGGUGUUUUGAGUUUAGGGUCGAAUGCUUUCUAAUUACCUCCUGGCAAUCAAAACAGUAAAGAGUCCACUUAGUAUCACAGAAUCAAUAAUAUCCAAAUUCAUCAGUAUAAAUGUCUUCUCUCUGGUGUCUCCUGAUUUCUGGCCUCAAACUACAGAAGCAGUGGCCAUCACCUUCUCCAAGAAUGAUUCAUUGAUAUUUUUUGAUUAAAAACAACCAAAUUGAGGUACUACUGUAUGAGAAAAAAUGAUUACUAUAAAACAUGUUCUUAAGAUAAGUGUCACUUUUAUAUGAACUGUCAAAUUUCUGGGGAAAAAAGUGUUUUGUAAUAUUUUCUAAUAAAUAUUUGUUGAUUAAAAGGCUGCAAUAAAAA
Messenger RNA from Archocentrus centrarchus (flier cichlid), 1855 nucleotides. It is a transcript of the gene mat2al, whose product is annotated as methionine adenosyltransferase II, alpha-like. The transcript has 9 exons. Lineage: Eukaryota; Metazoa; Chordata; Actinopteri; Cichliformes; Cichlidae. The record is from RefSeq and is a predicted model, not a curated record. The coding region runs from base 322 to 1494 and encodes 390 amino acids. Gene Ontology annotation, biological process: S-adenosylmethionine biosynthetic process. Gene Ontology annotation, molecular function: ATP binding; methionine adenosyltransferase activity.